GGCGGUUUGCGCACGCGCGGGCGGGGAGGCGCGACGGUUUCUGGCGUUGCCGUGGAGACCACUGGUCCAGAGUCGGGGAGGCGCGCCAGGCCAAGAUGGCGAAGGACCUGGACGAGCUUCUGGACGAAGUCGAGACCAAGUUCUGCAGGCUGGAGCCCCUGAGGCUGGACCUGGAGGAGCGGCCCGGCGGCGGCACGCGCGGCGGCGGCCGGAACCAGGCCCAGGCGGAAGAGGAUCUCAGAUUCUUUGACAAUGAGAUAUGUCAUCUCCUGGCAGCACCCCGUACCUCAAAGAAAAUGAUGAGCAUCGAAGAACCUCCAUAUGGAGAUGGCUUCAAAUGUGGCAAACCAGCCACCCAGCAAAAAUUCAAAUCCAAAUCUUCAAGUAACACAUCUGUCAGAGCUUCCAUUCAAGGCCUCAGUAAAAGUUGCAGCCCAGUGUACCUCAGUGGAAGCGCCAUUCCAUGUGGGAUUGGAACAAACACUUCACAGAGAGCAUGUGACCGACUUCGUUGUGUAGCCUGUGAUUUCCGGGUAGUGAGCUACAGUGACUACGUGUGGGACGAGUCAUGUGACUACCUGUUCUUCAGAAACAACAUGCCAGAAUUCCACAAACUCAAAGCAAAGUUGGUGAAGAAGAAAGGAGCACGGGCUUAUGCCUGCCAGUGUAGCUGGAGAAGUAUUGAAGAACUGACUGAGCUGCAGACAGAUCAUGAGCUUCGCUGGGUUUGUGGUAAACACUGAGAGUGCACGUGUUCCAGUGGCUGCAUCCGUGAGAACAAGCUCCGCUCGCUACCCACGGGGGACAGUGCAUAGCAGUGUUGUGCCCUUUGGGAAAAGGCAACAAAUUUCAUGUAACUACACAUAUUUUUGAAGACCAAAUGGAUUGGGAAAGACCUGUGACACCUUGGCUUCACUCCUUUUGACAUGGACAUUUUACUUAAAAGGUUACAAAUAUCUGAACACACUCGCCUGUCUCCUUCCAGGGACUGAAAUUGUGACAUUCUGUGCAGAUUUACAGCCCUUCCAAAGCAAUGGCAGUACUAGCUAAUGCUCUCUAAAACUUUGCGCGUGUGUCAUCAUGAAGAGUACCCAGCUGGCAGGGCAGAGUGGUCACUGUAUAUGAGGGUUCACAACUCCUCCUGCUCUGAACCAUUAUUAUCAGAGACCGUACGUUAAAAGAGCAGGUGACCAUCGGUUAACUGAAGGAUCGUCAGGGGUACAUUGUAAACCUGCCUUACGUGUAUCUCGCCCGGCCUCACCACCUCAGCUCAGUAUUACAGUAGUAGGAGUAGUGACAGUGAUGUUAGCAGUUUUAACUUACAUGCCCUCCUUCGCUCACUGCAGUGUCAAGAGUUGUUUAGUUUCCUGUUGGCAAAUAUCAUUUAUAUAUAAAAGAUUUGUGAUGCAACUAAAAUUACUAAACUACAAGUAAGUCAUUGUUGGACUUUUCACGUAUACUCCAUAGUUCCAGAUGAGUAGCAGGCAACACGUAGACUUUCUAGUACCACCAGGCUGACGUUAUGACCAAAGCCUAGCCAGUGGGUAGCUGCUGGGCUCCUGCUGCUACCACUGAGAAGAGAGGCACUGGGUCAUAGUAACGGUCAAGAAAUGCGUUCUCCGCGCUUCACCUCCCAGCCCCAGACACAGUUCAGCACCUUUCUAGUCUGCCAAAAUUCUCCUCUGUGUCUGCUUCCCACAUGUGUGUUACUUGGUUUAAACAUGUGGCGCAGGGCACACAACACAGAUAGUUUUGUCUUAACUCCAUUCCAGCCAUCCAACAAAACUCUGGUAGCUGAAAGACUUUUCUUUUCCUAGGCGGGGAAUCUCAGCUCAGUGGUAGAGUACUUGCAUUGCAUGUGCAAGGCCCUGAGUUUAUUCCCAGCAGUACCAAAAAAGGAAAGAGAGAGAAAAGCAAGCUUUUCCUGACCAUGACACUUUUACGUAUUUAUAAAAUUUUAAUUGUAGCAAAAGAGGUCUCAAAGUGGCUGAUACUGGUAUUUUUGUAUUAAGAUAUACUUAAAAUUUUAUCUUUCAAUAAAUAUUUUUAUUCCUCAAAA
Meriones unguiculatus (Mongolian gerbil) is the source of this 2059-nucleotide messenger RNA. It is a transcript of the gene Cfap418, whose product is annotated as cilia and flagella associated protein 418. NCBI's taxonomy places the organism in Eukaryota, Metazoa, Chordata, Mammalia, Rodentia, Muridae. The record is from RefSeq and is a predicted model, not a curated record. The transcript is spliced from 6 exons. Gene Ontology annotation, cellular component: cytosol. Bases 96 to 743 code for a protein of 215 amino acids.